CAGUGGGAUUCAAAAUUCAAAACAAACCCCACAUCGCAGUUGAAGUGUUUACUCUGAGCUAGCUGGCUGUUACAGGCACGACAUAGCUCUUCAUUUGAAAACGAGUAAUAAUAACAUGGACGCGGAUGAAAAGCACGACUCCAGCACAAACGAGAAAUCUGUGGAAAUCCCUAAACCGCCUUCAAUCGAGGAUUUCAUCAUUUUGAAGCCGAUCAGCCGCGGCGCUUUUGGCAAGGUCUACCUCGCACGGAAGAAGUGCAAUGCGCGAUUAUAUGCCAUUAAGGCGAUGAAGAAAGCAGACAUGGUUGAUAAAAACAUGACGGGCCAGAUGAAGGCGGAGAGAGAUGCACUUGCUUUGAGCAAAAGCCCCUUUGUGGUUCACCUGUUUUACUCCCUUCAGACAGCCACCAAGAUCUAUCUGGUAAUGGAAUACCUUAUUGGUGGAGACGUCAAAUCUCUGCUUCACAUCUAUGGGUAUUUCGACCAGGAUAUGUCCGUAAAAUACAUUUCAGAGGUCGCACUAGCUUUGGAUUACCUCCAUCGCCACGGUAUAAUCCACAGGGACUUGAAGCCAGACAACAUGCUUAUAUCCAACGAAGGUCACAUCAAAUUAACAGACUUUGGCCUUUCUAAAGUCAAGCUUGACAGAGAGCUGAGUCUUAUGGAUAUCCUUACUACUCCAUCCUUGGCUAAACCAAGUAAAGAUUACUUCCGCACCCCGGGCCAAGUUCUCUCCUUAAUCAGCUCCCUUGGAUUUAAUACACCUGCAGGAGAAGGCAAACGUCACUGCAGCGCAUCUGUGGUGUCCAGUCCCUUGUCCUGUGGCAAAACAAAACGGAAGAACAACUCUCUUGGGUCUCCCUGGAUGAAGACAAAAGAUCAGCUGUACUCUCCGACUCGCUACCCUUGGAAAAUGGAAACAAACAACACUGUGUUUAGUCAUCACAACGUUGCUAAAAAUCUGACACCCACACUGCUGAAGACCAGGAAGAGGUUUGAGACGAUGAGUGCGGGCAGCACCACCGACACAGAAGGUGGCGUCAGCCCACUGUGGGAGUGUGAGGAGAAAGAAAAUGAACAUACUAAUGAACAGAAGAGGAAAGGACACUGGACUGAACAGGACUGUGCAUCAACAAUACAAAGCUUCUCUGCCAAAGCCACCAGCAAUCGGUCAACUGAGCCAAAUCCAGACCAUCUCACAGAAAAGAAGCCACACACCAACAGUUUGGGGUCUGUUUCCACAGCACGGGAUCCUGUAUGUCCAUCAGGCUCAUCUGUAAAGAGAACGUUUUCUGAUAUUGAGAGAAGUCCCGAGCCAUUGGAGAUCCAAGCCAAGAAGAGUAAUGCACACUAUAAGAGAUGCUACGAGAUUCCAGAAGAGACUACAAGGUUUCACACUGGCCUGACUGGAACAUUUUCCACCAUCCAAAUAGGCGACUUCAUGGCUUCCACUGAGGGGAUAGGGCUAGCUGAAGACCGGUUCCCAAUGCGCUCCAGUCCCAUUGCCAUUGCCAAGAGUCUGUUCUGUGAACUGGAAGAUCCCACGAAGGACGUGUUUGACGAUGGAGCCAAAGACUUGUCACAUUCAAGUUUCACGUCGCCACUUGCUGGGACCAGUGACAUUUGCAGGAGCUUGAGCCUGGACUCUGACGGGUCUAUGCAUGAAAUGUCCCUCACGGUUGACAGCCAUGCAUCUCACAAGCCAAACGUGUGUUCCAAAAGCAGGACUUCAGCAUCACCUGAGGAGCAAGCAGAAAAUAAAAACUCAUCCAUCGCUGAAUCCCUCCCACAUACUCCAUCUGCUGUUAAUAGUCAAACACCCAAACUUGGUAACUUUAGCAGGAGAGGUGAAUCCCAGUGUUCUUUUUUUAACCGGCUGCCUGAUCUGGCCAGCAGUGUUGCACAGUCCCCGUCAUUCCUCAAGCCGCGAAAUGUUGUAGCUUUCCGUAGCUACUGUAGCUCCAUCAACCGCUCCAACAUGUCAGGGGUGUCCCGAUUUAGCGUCGGGUCUAUGGAGGCUAUGGACCUGUCUACAACAGCUUCCUAUCACACUGCGUCUGGCACUGCAACACCAGUGCAGAAAAGACCCGACUACAACAGCUCUCUCUAUCAGACUCCUCAGCCCAUGUCGACCUCUCACACCCCUUACAGGACUCCAAAGAGCGUCAGAAGAGGGGCACUGCCGGUUGAGGGUGCACCCAUUUUAGGAACUCCUGACUAUUUGGCUCCAGAGCUUCUUUUGGGAAAACCACAUGGAAGUUGUCAGUGUGACUUCAUGGUGGACUGGUGGGCGCUAGGUGUGUGUCUUUUUGAGUUCCUCACAGGUGUGCCACCUUUCAAUGACGAGACGCCUCAGCUGGUCUUCCAGAAUAUUCUCAACAGAGAUAUUCCCUGGCCUGAGGAAGAGGAGGAGCUGUCUAUGAACUCGAGAAAUGCAAUUGAAAUCCUCCUAACCAUGGAAAUGAAAAAACGAGCUGGUCUAAAGGAACUGAAGCGUCACCCGCUGUUUAAGGGUGUGGACUGGGACAACCUGCACAACCAGCCGAUGCCUUUCAUACCUCAACCAGAGGACGAAACCGACACUUCGUACUUUCAGGCGAGAAACAGCGCCCAGCACAUCGCUGUGUCUGGCUUCAGUCUAUAGAGUUACAAAUACUAAGAGUUGAGUUUUUAUUAAAGCAGCACUCGACAAAUUCUGGCUGUCGAUGAUGUGAGAAAGUCAUCUGUGUUGAUAAAUCACUUGCUUUCAUUGUGGAGAACUCUAAAAAAUCAGAUCCUUUAUGCAAACGAAUACUCAGGAAUGAUGCGAAUUGUGACUGUUCAAGGUUAUAUUUUUAAAAAGCAUUUUACCUAUGUGCAAUCAGCGGUCAGAAGAGUCAGAAAACAAGCUGAAUCUCUUGACUGCUCAGUUAAGAGUAUGAGUUGUAGAAAGUUAACUUCUUUUAAAACUAAGUAUUAUCAUAUUAUAAAAAAUAGGUUUCUUCUACAAGAAAAAUAAUAUUUGCUACUGUUUUUUUUCUUAUGAUUGGCUUUGAUGUCUGUUGUUAAGGUGUUAUAAUGAUUAAACUCAAUAACUGUAUGUUUAUGUUGAGCUACAUUUUUUUUGUUUGUUUGUUUCAUCAUUGUAAUGCUCCCUUGCCCCUGAAUGUCUCCUUAAGUGGUACAGAACUGCUGAAGAAAAAUCUGCCUAUAUAUUCAAGAAUAAUAUCUUAUAAUGAUUGAUUUAGUUGUUUUAAGGAGUAGUUAGUUACUUUGUACUCUAACGGGACAGUUUUUUUGCUGCUUUUGUCAUUUGUAUUUUUCACACUACUACACACACUGUUUGUUUUUAAGAUACAUUCAUUAGCCUCCCUGCUUAAUUUUAUCUUGUUUACUCUAAGAAAAAAGUUAAGUACAAAUAAAAUCCAUUUGUAACAUGA
Molecule: messenger RNA, 3419 nt
Organism: Micropterus dolomieu (smallmouth bass)
Lineage: Eukaryota; Metazoa; Chordata; Actinopteri; Centrarchiformes; Centrarchidae
Gene: mastl
Product: microtubule associated serine/threonine kinase-like
Exons: 13
Coding region: 116-2644 (842 amino acids)
Biological process (GO): intracellular signal transduction; peptidyl-serine phosphorylation
Cellular component (GO): nucleus
Molecular function (GO): protein serine/threonine kinase activity; ATP binding
Source: RefSeq, a predicted model, not a curated record